GCUUUUACGUUCCCAUUUUGAAUACAGGUUAUAGGAUCAUAGUCGCUGAACUCAACCUACAUUGGUUAUAAAACAUGCAAAUACCCGCCAAAUAAAAUGUAAUUAAGCGGGAAUUAAUUUCUAUGGCGACGCGAAAAGAAGGAAAGAAAACGAGCAACAGUUCAAAGCCUGAAAAUGAUCAAGUUUCCCAUAUUUCUUCUCCUCCAGACUCUGCUCCCUCAAUGGCCCCACGUACCAAUCCCAAACCUAGAAGCAUUGGUUUUGAUUCAGCCGUUACUAAAAAACUGAAACAUAAUUCCCCCAAUAUGGGAAAUAAUAAAAAGACGAGGAAACCCUCAUUGGAUUCCUCUUCCCCCGCCAACGUAAAUAGUAAAGAGACCAUGCAAAAUAAAGACGAAACUGACGGUGGUUCACCAACAUCAGUACAUGAAGCACACAUCCAAUCAACCUCUUUAUCUGCUUUCCCCCUUGUUUUGAGAGAUGAGUCUGAGUUGCUGCAAUCAUUGUGGAAUACGGCAGUGGAAGAAUCGUACGCACAACUUACUUCUGAAGAAAUUUUCAAAGCAGUAUCAGUUAACGUGGAACUCAUAAAGAAACGUUUGAAAGAGUUAUCAAUGAAAAAUACUGGGAAGGGAGAAACAACGAACAAGAACACAAUAAAGGAAGGGAUUGAGAUAUCUGAGGCAGUGUCUCUUUUGAAGUUGGAGAGAAAUUCAUUAUUCUCUGAAAUUGAGAUGGCAGGGCAAAAGGCUCGAAGGGCAGCAACUUUGAUGAUUCAAGCACAAAUGAUGUCUAGCAAAGCAAGUGAACUACUUGCUCAGAGCAAAAAAAUACUACAAUCUGUCGACCUUUAAAUAUGUUUUAUAACUAUGAUGUAUGAAUAUUUGAUACUAUAAUCCAUUUAUUAUAAAAAUAUACAUAUAGGUAUCUGUAUUCAUAGCAUAAUAAAUGUUAAUUAUAACUUUGAUUAAAUUUCAUAAAUCAUAACAAAUA
This is a messenger RNA of Cajanus cajan (pigeon pea), 993 nucleotides long. RefSeq lists its product as uncharacterized. The record is from RefSeq and is a predicted model, not a curated record. NCBI's taxonomy places the organism in Eukaryota, Viridiplantae, Streptophyta, Magnoliopsida, Fabales, Fabaceae.